Triticum aestivum (bread wheat) is the source of this 568-nucleotide messenger RNA. RefSeq lists its product as uncharacterized. The transcript is spliced from 2 exons. The record is from RefSeq and is a predicted model, not a curated record. Lineage: Eukaryota; Viridiplantae; Streptophyta; Magnoliopsida; Poales; Poaceae. The annotation marks the transcript as partial.
CUGGGCUGCAAUACAGUUGGGCCUUGGCCCGUCUCUUUAUUCUGACCGGACGUCUCUACGUUUUGUUAAAAAAAAACGUUUUAUCCAAACGCUCAGCGGACGGAGCUGUGGCAGAAGAGGCGGCGCGACGGAGCAGAAGGGGCGGCGCGACGGAGCAGGAGAAGAUGGUGCGGCGCGGCGGGACCAGCUGCUGCUGCCCCCAUGCGCCGUCGCCGUGGGAGGACCUCGUUGGCGCCGCGAAGGGGGCACAGCUCAGGUUGGGUACGCCGUCGGCCAUCGCCGGCAGCGAGCACGCUCCACUGUGACAUGUCCGCCACAGCCAGUCCUCUCCCGCCUCCCCCGACUCCGUGUCCUUGUCCAACGCAAAUCAAUGGAGCUGCCGACUCAGAUUGUUGUUGGCUGCUAUAAGAAGGGAGGGUCCUCGGCUCGAAUCUCCAUCAGGUCAGUUUUGGACGAAGCAUCCAAUGUCGACACCGAGUUCGCCGCGGGAAGAAGCGCCGAUUUCACCGGAGGUAGAAGAAGCGCCGAGUUCGGCGAAGGUAGAAGAACAGCCGUCGAGCUGUCCAAU